GUAAAUGUCACGUUCUCGCAUGAUCUGUAUAUGGUAUUCAAUUGCAUACCGUUACCGCUCCUCCACUUGCCUCAAACUUCUUAGCCCGGACCUGAGUUACUGUUUACGCUCAACAGGCGUAUCGCAGUCUUUCCUGUGUAUUUCGACAAAUAACUCGUGAAUGUUUUGUAGUUUAUAGUAGUUUAUUUAUGUGUUCGAAGGCCCUGUUUAAUGAUUUUUCUGAAAUCGAUCUAAAUGGCAGCAUAUCCCAGAAAUGGAAGAGGCUCCGGAAAUGCUGCGCGUCUCUCAGGGGCAGCAACGUAUACAAUUCGGAAACAUCUAAAAGUACUCUACUGGAACCGACCACUCCACACAUUCUAGUCAGUACACCCCACACCACAUCGUCUCUACGUAUACCCAGCAACACGAAAAAAAGCAGCGUCCAAGAUGUCCUAAGAGCCAAGCUCAAUCAAAUACACAUAGGUUUAAGAAGACGCCGGGCUCUGUCCGUCCAAGAGUUCUUCCACAACCCGAACCAGGAGAAACCUCCGACGUUCUACGUCCCGUCGCCGGCGGAGGAGCCGCCGAAGGCGCCGUCCCGGCGGCCGCGGUCGCGCCAGAGGGCCAUCAACUCGCUGACGUUCACGCCGUCGAGCAGCAAGGAGUUCCUGAAGGGCGCCAGCGGCGAGUGGAGCCCGCUGCCCUACGAGCCGCCGCCGGACUACGACGUGGAGGAGAAGCCGCCGAACAGGCGGUGGUCGGUGGUGACGUUCAGCAAGGGCCCGCCGGAGAAGGCGAGGACCAAGAUCGAGAACGCGAACAUCAAAAUACCGAAGACGAAGCUGAACAAGCAGCUCGACCGGGCGAGGUCGCAGUCGCCCAGCUGGAAGAAGGAGCAGGCCAAAUCGAUUGGAGGCGAGCACAAUAGGCGCGUGACGAGCUCCAAGAGCCAUUACGAGCUCAUCGGUUCGCGGCUGAAAACGGAAAGAUCUCGAGACCAUGGACGCGAGCAACAAGAAUCUAUAGAGGAGUUGGAGGAAAUCGAAGAGGAGGAAAGCAAAUUCUGCACUUUACCGCGCGGAGGGAACACGUUUACAAUCCGUCAGGUGAUUUUUCAUAAAGGGCCCGAGUACAAACCCUUAGGAUUUAGUAUAGUCGGAGGCAGGGACUCUCCCAAAGGUAGCAUGGGUAUUUAUGUGAAGACGAUUUUCCCUAACGGACAGGCAGCUGAUAGUGGCACACUAAAGGAAGGCGACGAGAUUCUAGCGGUGAACAGCAAACCCCUUCACGGUUGUUCUCAUAAGGAAGCCAUCAAUGUCUUCAAACAGAUCCGGCAAGGGUCCGUUUUGCUUCACAUAGGUCGCAGGAUCACAAAGAAACAUCGAGAUAAAAAUUAUUAAUAUUAAACUCAGGUUGCUUUGUCCAGUUGGACGGGAGUAACCAGAGUCUAGAAGAACUCAAGUUUAAUGGGACUGUUUGGAAGUUCUUUUUCUAGUUUAAAUACAUUUUAAUAAUACUAAUCUUUCGAAAAUCGUUCCAUGAAAACUUCAUAGUCGACUGCUUUUUAUAAUACAUUGUGAGUACCAAAGAUAAUGGACGUUAUCAGCAAAUCUAUGCCUUUGCAUAAUUUAUUUUGAGUAACGUUGUGCGAAUGUAGCGUUAAUGGUUGUUUUAUAUUUGUAGUUUUUAGUUUAUUUGCAAUAUUCAGCUGUUCACUUUAAUGUAUUUCAAUUCAUAUUACGUAUAACCUUAACAUCACUUGUAAUUUAAUAUUAAUUUUGAGGAUUAAGGGUAGAAUGAUGUUAUAAAAUAUACUAUCAUCCAUUAAAUUUCAAUGUUUUUUUAUCUGUAGGGACUAUUUCAAUUUUGUUAACUAGUUGAUUUUAAAUUUUGUGAUAAAUGA
This is a messenger RNA of Phyllotreta striolata, 1882 nucleotides long. The record is from the annotation of a GenBank genome assembly. NCBI's taxonomy places the organism in Eukaryota, Metazoa, Arthropoda, Insecta, Coleoptera, Chrysomelidae.